GGGAAGCCUGGCAUGCUGCAGUCCAUGGGGUUGCAAAAAGUUGCACAUGACUGAGCGACUCAACUGAAUAGUGGGUAGGGCAGCAACUGAAUUCCGUCUUCUUUAGGGAGAAGUUACACUGUUCCUGGGACAGCCAACCGGGCCAGAUGACCUGAGUGUCCUUGGGCGGAAGAGGAACGCGAUAGGGCGCUCUGGCCCACAGACAGUCGGAGGGUCGAAGCAAAGUCAGCCCGGAAAUGGGGGAUGGCCUGGCCUUGCAAGGCCCGCCCCCGGAAAAGCGGAAGUGGGCUGGCGACAGAGAGGGCGGGCGGCCGCCCUGGCAGACGCACGAUUGGCUGCUUCUCCCUUGGGACUACCGAAGGAAAGACGCUCCAGGUCGGCUUUCCGCGCGUAGGCUCCUGGUCCACGGGCCACAGGGUUUUCUUACCCCUAGACCUGCAGUCCAGCCUCGGACGACCCUAACUAGUUCUGUCAGCCGUGCCGUCCCCUUCCACCCCCCGCCCCGGAAGAAUGCGCAUGUGCAUGCCGGUAGGCGGAGGCACGCGGCGCCGAGAGCUCAGCCUGGCGACCAAGAACUUGGGUCAGUGGGGCCUAGAGACGGGCCUGGCGGCGCUCGGCUGUUUCCCCUGGUGCUGCGGCCCGCUUCUAUAACUCGCUGGCAACUGGCGUGCUGUUUCGGGUGUUCGCGCGCUUCGGGCCCGCCCACCGGCGUCUUGAAGCUGUAUCGAGGUACAAAGAACAGUGAUUGUCAUACAACUGGAAAGAAAAGCAAAGAAAAUGCUUUUUGUUUUAGUUUGGACAAUUAAACAGAAACCUCAUUUUUAGUAUGAAGAACGGAGGAGGAAGAACAAGCCGGAUCAGAAGACGAAAACUCUUCAGAAGUUCUGAAUCAAGAGGAGUGAAUGAGAGCUACAAGCCUGAAUUUAUAGAGCUUAAGAAGUGGCUGAAAGAUAGGAAGUUUGAAGAUACAAACUUGAUUCCUGCUUGUUUUCCAGGUACAGGAAGAGGACUGAUGAGCAAGACAUCCCUGCGGGAGGGACAGACGGUUAUCUCGUUGCCUGCGAGCUGCCUGCUCACCACGGACACAGUGAUCAGAAGCUACUUAGGGGCGUACAUUGCUAAGUGGCAGCCUCCUCCAUCUCCUCUGCUGGCUCUGUGUACCUUUUUAGUGUCAGAAAAGCACGCUGGGGAUCGGUCUCCUUGGAAGCCUUACCUGGAGGUUUUACCAAAGGCCUACACCUGCCCAGUUUGUUUGGAGCCGGAAGUGGUGGAUCUUCUCCCCAGCCCUUUGAAAGCAAAGGCCUGGGAGCAGAGAAGCCACGUGUGGGAGUUCUUUUCUUCUUCUCGAGGCUUUUUCUCCUCCCUGCAGCCUCUGUUUUCUGAGGCCGUUGAGAGCAUCUUUAGCUACUGCGCCCUGCGGUGGGCCUGGUGCACCGUCAACACCAGGGCUGUGUACAUGAAGCGCCCGCCGCGGCUGUGCCUUUCCCCAGAGCCAGACACUUGCGCACUCGCCCCCUACCUGGAUCUGCUGAACCACAGCCCCGAUGUCCAGGUAAAAGCAGCAUUUAAUGAGGAAACUCGCUGUUAUGAAAUUAGAACGGCUACACGCUGUGGCAGACACAAGGAGGUUUUCAUCUGCUAUGGCCCCCACGAUAACCACCGCCUGCUCCUGGAGUAUGGAUUUGUCUCCAUCCGCAAUCCUCAUGCUUGUGUUUAUGUCUCAAAAGAUAUGCUUGUUAAAUAUCUUCCAUCCACUGAUAAACAGAUGAACAAAAAGAUUUCCAUUUUGGAGGAUCAUGACUUUAUAGGGAAUCUGACCUUUGGAUGGGAUGGACCGUCUUGGCGGUUGCUCACAGCUCUUAAAUUGUUAUGUCUGGAAGCUGAAGAAUUGUGGAUGUGGCUCCGCUUACUCGUGAGCCAAAGGACUGUGAUGCUAGUAAAACUCAGCUCCUUGCUUCUGAUCCUCAGGAUUCCUUGUUUCUUGUCUACUGUGUCUGCUUCAACUCAGGACCUGCACAUUGGCAGGAGUACAUGCUGGAAAAAAGUACUUCUUGGGGAAAUAAUUUCUGAUACAAAUGAGAAGACAAGUUUGGACGUAGCCCAGAAAAUAUGCCGUUAUUUCAUAGAGGAGACUAAUGCUGUGCUUCAAAAGGUUUCUCGCAUGAAGGAUGAAGAAGUGGCUUUGAUGAACCAAUUGACUUUGGUAGAAACACUGCGGACCGAAGAGUUGAAGAUUCUCCAGGCCUCUGCCAAGGUCCUGAUCACCUUGCAAACAGCUUUUACAUAACACACUUCACCACGUGCAUAAGGUCACCUCCUCUGGUGGGUGUGACUUCUUUCAACAUUUUUAAACUCAGGUUUAUUUUAUAUGGACUCACUGAGAGUCACCGAAGAGUUUCUAUUAAACAGUUACCUGCUCAGUCCUA
This is a messenger RNA of Odocoileus virginianus texanus, 2426 nucleotides long. It is a transcript of the gene SETD4, whose product is annotated as SET domain containing 4. Lineage: Eukaryota; Metazoa; Chordata; Mammalia; Artiodactyla; Cervidae. The record is from RefSeq and is a predicted model, not a curated record. Gene Ontology annotation, molecular function: protein-lysine N-methyltransferase activity; protein binding. Gene Ontology annotation, biological process: peptidyl-lysine trimethylation; peptidyl-lysine monomethylation.